Fusarium redolens is the source of this 1356-nucleotide messenger RNA. RefSeq lists its product as uncharacterized. NCBI's taxonomy places the organism in Eukaryota, Fungi, Ascomycota, Sordariomycetes, Hypocreales, Nectriaceae. The record is from RefSeq and is a predicted model, not a curated record. The transcript has 4 exons. Bases 1 to 1356 code for a protein of 451 amino acids.
AUGGCCAAAAUGAAGGCUGAGCGCAUCACGCGCCGACACACUCCCCUCCCUAAUGCCGCAACCCGUUCGUCGAACCGCAUUCGUGCGAAGAAAAAGAGCAAUGGAACGAAGCAGGCUGGGCUGAGCCAGGAGCAAGUAUCAUCUGAGUCUUUGGAGCCUACUUCUUCUCAGGAAACUCUGAACAACUCGAUCGAUGUCUCCGACCAAAACAACUUCAGUAGCUUCAGUAGCUAUAACACUGAUGACAGCCACUCAGCUGAGCAGAUCGAGGGAACUCUGACCAUCGCUCACCGUAAUCCUCAGCUCAAUGGAACCGGUGUAACGCCCUCAAAUACUUUCGAUAACAAAGCUGGACCAGGCACAGCCCAACUGACAGCUGGCGAAAUCGCUCUAGAUAUAUAUGGCAGCAAAAUACUGAUCGACAGCACUCUCGGUAAAAAGCUAGCCGGCGAAGUAGCACUACGAGCUAUCAGGCAGCGCCGCUCUGACAUGAUCCUCAACAUGGAGCGCCGUAGCAAUGUCGAAGCCUUCCUGGCUCAUCUCACUGGAGUUCAGGUCAAGCGAUCUUGCAAGAACUGCUCCAAAGGACACGGUCCCUGGUCCGAAUGUAUUAUCUACGAUGGCCAGAUGUGUGGUAGCUGCACAAAUUGUUGGUUCAAUGCCAGUGGCUCUCGAUGCACAUUCCAUGAGAAUAACCAAAACUCCAUCUAUGCCCCUUUACCAAUGUACCACCCUCAAUCAGCGGGGAUGCCAACCCAGCCCAUUCAAUACACCCAUAUCAAUCCCCAGGCGGUUCCCCAGGGUAUUGCUAUGAACCCACCUACCUCUAUUCAGGGAGAAGCUACCACGACCCUCUACAACUUGCCUGGAUCCGCCAACAACGUAGUCGGCAAUGUUAUAUCAACUGUCGCGGCUAUGAACCAAGGAGAACGGGUAUUCGCACGAGUGGAAAGGGCUGCCGAGGAUCUUGGUUUGCGCAUUGCAGAACUCCACGAGUUCCUUGCCACACCUGAGGGCAAUGCCUUUGUGACCCAGCUAUCUGGGAUAGCUGCUCCCCAGCAAAUUGCUUCUGGGGACAACCCAUCCCAGGAGCGCUCCCAAGAGAAUGGCCAGGACAACGCUUCCCAGGAGCCACUCUUCCAAGAACCUUCUUCACAGAACAAUGCCCACCAGGAGCUUGCUUCCCAGGAUACUUCUUCCCAUGGGCCUUCUUCUCAGGAGUCGUCCUCCCAGGAGCAGCCUCUGCGGGAAACUUCUCCCCAGCAAACCUCGUCACAAGAACGUUUUUCACAGGGAAAUGUCGAAGCCCAUCUCACAGCACAGGCUCUCACAAGCGAUCCGCCACUUGAGAACUGA